GGACUGGUGGCGGUGCUACGACAACUCGACAGACUCACUGUCACUUUGUCAAUGCAUGCAGGGUUCAUUCGUAAGGGGAAGAGAGAGAAAGCUAUCCGAGCAGAGGAGAACUUUGUCUGCAAAUAAUGUGCUGUUUGCUAAGUAGACUGUAGACGGUUAUUUUGACCGAGGCGGAACGCGAUCUUCCUGCUCGGGACCUGGCCGAGUUGGCGCAGCGAGCUACAGUAAGCUGCUGGUCGCGACAGGCAUCGAGAAUAUCUCUCGAGUAGAAUUUUAUUCUGCCUCGCGGUCGGAUCUGUGAUUGAAGCACACAGGACGUCGCCAUGUUUACUUCGAUAGUCCAGCUCGCCGCCCUAGUGUGUUCGCUACUAGCGUUGAUGACCAGCACGGUAACGGCACGACCCAAGCGCCGGCUAGACACCUAUAUCAGCCACUACGAGGAGCUCAAUUACAACACGGAACCGCUGGCACAGGAGCAUGCCAGAGUAAAGCGUGAGACAAAGGGCUACAACCGCUUCUUCGGUGACCCACUGGAGGUGUCGUUUUCGUCGCAUGGCAAGUAUUUCAGACUUAAGCUGAACCCUCACCAUCAUGUGUUCCACCCGGAUGCAAAAUUCAUUGAUGGUAAUGGCAAACCAUUUCCCUAUGACCACUCAGAGUUCUACUCCGGAAAGGUAAUCGGCGACGACCUGUCAUCGGUGGCUGGAACAGUUGCGAAUGGCAAGUUCCAUGGCGUGAUUCAAACCAAGGAGGAUCGGUUUCACAUUGAGCCGUCACGCCGCUACUUUGACAACCCGGAGUUUCACUCCAUCGUGUACAAGGCGAGUGAUGUUGAAUUUUCCGGUGACAGUUGCGGUGCCUCGCAUGAGCUGCGCCACUGGAUGGAGAACAUGCAGAACUCCGGUGAACGUCAGCUGAACGCUAGUUAUGCUAAACAAGCUAAGGAACAGGAGGAGCACCACCACCGUCAGCGCAGAGCACCAAACUCAGAAUACGUUGAAUGCCGCAUCAAGAUUGCUGGUGACCACUUGUUCUCGCAGCAGGUUGCCAAAGAAGAAGGUAUUGACUUGGCAACCGAUAAGACCGGAGUUCGAUCAGCCGUGGCACGUGUGCUCGGUCGCUACGUCAUGAACGUCAAUCUGAUCUACACAACAACGAACUUCAUCAAGAGCUCGGACGGGAACGAGGGCAUUACCUUUGCCAUCAGGACAGUCCAGGUGUAUGUGCUUUCCAGUGAGACUUCGAACAGUCUUGGGUCCGGCUUGUCUGCCCAGCUGGUUGGCGUUGACCGAUUCCUGGAUUUGUGGUCACAGCGAAAUCUGACUGACUUCUGCCUUGCAUACCUGUUCACCAAUCGUGAUUUUGAUAAUGGUGUGCUUGGCUUGGCCUGGGUCGGUUCCGCGGGUAAUUCAGCAGGAGGUGUUUGUGACAAGUACCAGCGCUACAGCGAUGGCUUCAUGAAGACUCUGAACACUGGUAUCGUCACCACACUCAACUUUGGCAAGCAGGUGGCACGCGAGGUCUCCUAUCUGACCUUUGCUCAUGAGCUUGGGCAUAACAUGGGAUCCAACCACGAUCCCAGCACGGCGACGUGCUCACCAGGCGGCAGUGCCGGCAACUACAUCAUGUACGCCCAUGCCACCAGCGGCUCGGAGCCCAACAACCGCAUGUUCUCGCCGUGUUCUCGCGACCAAAUUGGCGGCGUCCUUCAAGCCAAGGCUCUGCGCACGGACUCAUGCUUUGAAUUGGUUUCCAAUGGUCAGAUUUGUGGCAAUGGUGUAGUCGACGGCAAUGAGACCUGCGACUGCGGCAACUCACAACAGUGCAAAGACAAUCCACAGUGUUGUCAACCGACGGGAUGCGUACUACAAACUGGCAUGCAGUGCAGCCCGCAGCAAGGUCCAUGCUGCACUAGCAGUUGCAUGCUAGUCCAGCCCUCUGCCGGCGUAAAUUGCACCGAGGAGAAUGAAUGCAGAACUGGACUUGGCAGAUGCGAUGGAACUAAACCGGAAUGCACUCUACCUCCAAACAGGCCGGAUGGUACGUUCUGCAGUGAAGGCACGGCGACAUGCUUGAACGGAUUCUGCCGAGGCUCCCUGUGCCUAGGCUAUCAAGGAAUCAGCUGUUUCUGCUCCGACCCUGACAAUCGCUGUCAAGUGUGCUGCAAGCUGAGCGCCAAUGGCACGUGCACAUCACUGCGGGCCGCCGGUAGAAACCUGACCGGUAUUGUGACCUCUCAGCAGCCCGGCGCGCCCUGCGACGACUACGAGGGGUUCUGCGAUUUCUUUGGCUUCUGCCGGCGCCUGGACGACCAGGGUCCAAUCGCCAGGCUGCGCAACGCUCUCUUCUCCACCGAGACCAUCAACAAUGCAAUCGAGUGGAGCAAGCAGAACUGGUGGGCUGUGGCUCUCGGCGUUGUCGGCCUGGUCCUCAUCAUGGUGGUCAUUGUUCAUUUCCUUUCCAAGAAUACCAAGAAGACCGUCGAGGCAAAGCGCGAGGAAGCUCAGAAGUCUCGCAGCGGCGGCAGGGGCACAGAGCUCAACAACCGUCGAUAAAACGGCUGUACGCUGAGGUCUUUGUCCCUGCAAAGAGUGUGCAUAGCUGUGCACUGCGGCCGUUUCCACCGGACCUACGCAUGCCUUUAGUUGAACAGCUUGGAUAAGAUGACAAUUGGUUGUGUGUGUGUGUGUUUCUUCAAUGUCUUUACUUUACUCUGAACGGUAGAAAUAGACAACGAUAACGGCGCUGACACCAACCGGACAAACACGCUUACACUGGAGUUGUUCAUGCAUGUUUCAUCGGACACAGCCCCAUUGUUUUACCUGCACGCCUGUUUUCUGCGCGGGAUAUAGAUGCCUGCGGAAUGACAUAUUUAUCAGUAGUCACGCUGUAGUGGAGUCCCGGACCGUAGAUGCUUCCUUGUUGUGCUGCCGCUAUCAGCCCUGCCUAGCUACACAUGUCCUGUUCGGUCCAGUCGGCAUCAAUCGGGGUGCUUUUGACCGAAAUAGCUAUAGUCCAAUGCCAUGAACAGGAAAUGAAAUUUUGUUUUCACAUUUUUAGGCUAAUAUCUUCAUUGAUAUGUAUAUUUGUAUUUGUAUUAAAUUUUAGAAAAAAAUUGAAACCCUGACGGACACACACGAAAAACAAGUAUGUACGCUUCCUAUCGUGUCAUGCGAUUGUCUUGACAUUGAUAUUCUUUUUUCUCUUUCUGUGUUUAAUGAUGAGAUGUACCACACAUCAAAGACUAAAUCGCCGGCGUCCUUUGAUUUCCUUUUCAUCCAAGACCUUUUCUUCUCAUUUUGUGAUAUUUUUGUUUUUGUUUUAAAGGUUCGAUGAUAUAGACACGUAUUGAAGCUCC
Messenger RNA from Sycon ciliatum, 3358 nucleotides. Its product is annotated as disintegrin and metalloproteinase domain-containing protein 10-like. Gene Ontology annotation, biological process: membrane protein ectodomain proteolysis; Notch signaling pathway. NCBI's taxonomy places the organism in Eukaryota, Metazoa, Porifera, Calcarea, Leucosolenida, Sycettidae. Gene Ontology annotation, molecular function: metalloendopeptidase activity. Gene Ontology annotation, cellular component: plasma membrane. The transcript is spliced from 11 exons. The coding region runs from base 324 to 2555 and encodes 743 amino acids. The record is from RefSeq and is a predicted model, not a curated record.